UCAAGAUGGACGACUGCAAUCUAUCAAAACUUGCUGUAACACCUUGGAAGUUGUCCCCGCCAUUCAAAAAGGAAUUAACUGAAUAUAGUGUGACAGUUCCCAGUGCGGUGGAUAAAAUAACAUUUGAUCUUUUAACAAGUGAUAAUGGAGCUUCAUUCUCCAUAUCGGUUAGCAUCUUAAGCUUUACUUUAUUGAAUUGUUCGUCGGUCGGGAGUCGACCAUGACCACAGAUGGCUAAUGAGGUCGAUUCUGGCACGAAAUUCUCGUGUGCAGUAGGUGCAUGGGAAUGAUGGGCGCAUCUCCGGGAGCAGAGCCAGACCGGGCCUUCCUUGCAUGUCUCUUGCACUCUGCAGCUGCUGUUCUGCCAACUUCAUGUUGCAUGGAGCUCCUGGGCAAAGAGGAAGGCCAUGAAGUUCGAUCCUUUGCCUUUGCUUGUUCCUCCCACAUGUGUGGGUUUAUGUUGAACGCUUUCAGUGAGGCUUUUAUGUUGUCUUUCUGUCCGCCAGCAGACCACUUUCCUUGUUCAAGCUCACCAUAGAAAAUUCUUUUGGGAAGACGGUCAUCUGACAUUCUCACAACAUGUCCCACCCAGCGAAGCUGUGACUUCAUCAAGAUUGUGAAGAUGCUGGGGAGACCUGCCCGUGUGAGCACCUCAGUGUCUGGGAUCCUGUCCUGCCAUUAAGCUUUAUUAACUACUUACUUACUUACUUUAAGUCAAUUUUAAGUUUAAGACAUAAUUCAGAUAUUCAUAAAUAAUAAAGUCAGAGAAUAUCAACUAUAUUAUAAGGUAUACGUGACAAUCAGUAACAUUAACAAAUUAUUAACAUGCUACUCGCUUGCCUACUGGGUUACUAUAGUCAGUGCCAGAUUAACUUAAAUGCAAAUAAGGCACAAGUGCCUUUUAAGGACAUACAUGAGGGAUUCAGUUUUGUUUGGAGGUGGGGACUUGAUAUGAUCUUAAUUAUAAUUGUAGUGUAAUGACAUAAGUUGGUAAGAGGUCAUCCAUAAAUGACAUCAACCACCAAGAAAGAAAAAAAAAGGGGGGGGGGGGCGCAUGAAUUUGUGAGAUGUGUUAAUGAGUUUCUCUAAAUUUUGUGACUAAUUUUAAAUGAUAGGCUUGUGACAUUAUUGGCCAAAGUAGCAGGACAUAUGGGCCCUAUUGUAUAGUAGUAGAAUUAGUGGUGAUGGGCAUCCUGAAUAUCUGGACGUAAACAACUAAUUAUAGUAGGGGACAAAAAUUAAAAAAUAACAAAGGUAUAAAAAAAAAGACAGGAAUCAUCAAAUAAAGGAUUUUGAGAAACUGUUGCAGUCAUUUGAUGGUACAUCAUUGAGGAGAGGCAAAAUUUUGAUUGCUAAGGGGCCUCUGCAGGAUUUAAUGUGGCACUGAGUGUAUUGUUCAGUCUUUUGCAUGUGAAGAUGGCCAAGGCUUUGACUUAUGUAGUAGUGUUGAUUUGAGGGUUGGAAAGCUGCUUAAUUCAUCAGCCUCACUCUCUUUGCCUUGCCUAUUUGUUCCAAUGGCAAGACAUAGUCAAAUUGACUGAAAAUAGACCAGGAUGCAUUGGAUGACCAGCAGUGUUUCUUGUGUCUUACUGUGCUCUUAUGCAUUCCACAUCGCAGCAUUGUCGUAAAUUUCAUUGUGUCAAUGUGAUAGUGCCUAUGGGAAUCCAUCUCCAGGUUUAAAUUAAGAAUUUGCCUUCUCUUAGAUUAGUUACCAUCCAAUGAUGGCAAGUCCCAUCCACCCAGGGUGCUGAGUUUGUCUUUGCUUGCCUAGGCUUUUUCCCAGGGUUUGAACUCCAGUCCACAAUCUUGGGAUUGCCUCAGUUUAAAACACUCACCCACCCAGCUACCUGGCACUGGCUGUACUAAAUUUACAACUAAACAAAAUAGACUUGAUAAUCUUGAUAAAUUUGGAGCCACUGUUAAUAUAGUUAGGACAAGGUUUGUGCAUGCAACAAAAUCUAAAAAAAAAUGUAUCUUUGCUAUUCCAACAGGGUAGUGGUGGUUCACGGGACGUACCCUUAACAGAGGGGGUCAUUUCUUCAAUUAAAAUAGAAGUGACAUCAGAAGAUGGUCAUGUGAAGGUUUACAUGGUUAAUGUUAAACGACUUUCUUCAAAAGAAGCAUUGUUGUCUAGCCUUGUCAUUCAGAAUGGAAACCUGGAACCGGAGUUCAACCCUCUCCAAUGUUUAUAUUAUUGUAAGCAACAUUCUAACAUAAUGCAUAUUUUCUCUUGAUUUCUUGCUGUCAACCCAUAUUAGCGAAAAAUUAUGGUAAUUCAAACUAUUAAAGAAAUUUAAAAAGAAGAAAAUAUUUAUACCAGAGUAUGGUUGGGUUCAAUCAAAAAGGUCUUUCUCCCCAACAAUAUGUUAUUAUUCUUAUUUAAAUGAUAAUUGGGUUAUAUAGCUCAAGCAGUGUGGAGAGAAAUAUUGAAAACAAGGUAUGUUGCAGCUUAAAUAACAAUGCAAUAUCUGUGUACAGUUUUAUUUAAAUUUAUUUUGGCAUAACAUUUUAUUACUAAUAUUAAUAUUGUGAAGAAGAGAUAUUAGUAAAUUCCGUUUUCUUCUGUUUGUAAAUUCAGGUCUUUUGCCUUGUAAUGCCACAUCUGCAGUAGUAGUAGCCCUUGCCCCCGACCCUAAAAAUGUUGUUGUGGUAUGUGGCAGUCCACCUGGCCCUCCCAUACCCCUCAACCCAGGUCUGACAAAUAUUGAAGUAGAAAUAACCUCACCUGAUGGAUCCAACAAGAAGGUAAAGUUUUAGAAAUGUCUAAAGCUUUUAAAAAAAGAGAUGAUAAAUAAUCACUCAAAGAUACAUACAUAAUUGGCCCCAUGUUAUCCUUUACUUGCAAUAAACUUUGUCUAGUUUAUAUGGACAACUAUAUUAUUCUAAGAAAUUAUGCAUUUUACAAAGCCACAAAAAAGGAGAUUUUUAAAAAAAUUUCAAAGCAUUAUUAAAGGAAAUUAAAAUUGAGUUUUUGAAAACCUAAACGUUCUGACUCCAGCUAACAAUUUUGAAUACCAAACCAUGACCAAAGCCAGCAUUUUUCAACAUGUGCCAUAUGGCCAUAACUUAUUUCUUUGGGGGAGUAGGCACAAAAACAACUUUUUUUGGCUAUAAUAAGAGGAAAGGAGAAUCAUGAAACUAAAUAAAAUAUUAAAGUGGGUCGUGAGACAAAAAGGACUGAGAAGUGCUGAUUAAGUCACUAAAAUUGUAAAUCUUAUUCCCAAAUUCCAAGACUUUAAUAAAGCUUUUAUUAUUAUGUUAAAUCACAUCAAUGAAUGAAAAUAUGAUCCAAAAGAAGAUUUAAAAUGUAAUCUAUGAAUAUCAAAGCCAAAAGAUCAAGGCUUGUAUCUGAUUAAAUUAAAAGCUAGAGCCAGCAAGCAAAAUACAUGACAAAAUACAUAAUAAUAUCAAACCUUUGUAAUUAACUAUUUAUGAUUUUAGCAAGUCAGCAAAAACUAGUCUUUAAGAUUGUUUAAUUUAGUUUAAAUGUGAAAAGCAAUAUUUAUAAUAUGAAUAUCUUUUUUCUUUAAAAACAAAUUAUGUAACUAAAUUAAAUUGACUAAAUGGCUUACUUCUUUUUUCCAGACCUAUGCUGUGGAGGUAGCAAGGAAGCAAAUUCCCAGAUAUGUUAAGUUUGUUGAUCCAAAAGUGGCAGCAGAGUUUGAGUGUCCUAUUUCCCUGAGUCCUUUCUACUGCCCCAUAACUGUUAAAGACAGUGAUCCAAGACGAACUUAUUCAGGGCCAUCUAUCAGUGAACUCACUAAAACAUCAAAGGUUGAUCCUCUCACCGGAGAACCACUUCACCCAGGAUGGAAAAUUCAGGACAUUCAGUUGGACCAAAAUAUGGCCAGUCAAAUGGCAGUCAUUCCCUUCACUUUCUCAGGUAGUCAAGGGGAGGUUUAGAAACCUAAGAAAUUUUAUUGUUAAUUAGCAUACACAGAAAUAACUCCUGAGAUAUUGAUCAUAAACUUUUACUUACAUAGGCAACCAUCCCAGGUGCUCUCCCAUUUAGGUCCUAGAAGUGUUUAAGUCCUCAGGGAUUUGUGGUGGAUACAUUUAUGAUAUUAAAACCUCCCCACUUCUCAUCUUGGGCACAGGUUGUGAUCCUUUGAGAGUGAUUUCUGGUUAUCACCAACUAAUAUAAAAAUGCCUGGGAUAGAACAGCUGCUUAAAAAUAUACUUCCUUGAGAGAUUAUAUACUGUUUUAUUACAAUAAUAGUAAUAAUAAUAAGACGUCUUAUAUAGCGCGGUACCCAAGCCUAGGGCUGGGCUCACCGAGCUGUACAUAAAAAAUACUCACACACUAAUCAUUUACUUGCAGCUUUAAUCAUGGUCCCUAACCUGUUCUUAAUUUUGUGAAUGUUCAGUGGCAUGUGUACAAGUUUCUAACAGAAAGGAUUUCAUAUAUGUAAGAACAUCCUAAGGAAUUUUCUAUGUUCCUUGGUGAGCAUGAUGACAACACUUUAUAGACUUGUUCAUCAUCCAGAUCCCCAGGGAAACAAACACUACUAAUUCACUAAUUAUUUCUCCUUCCCCCCCCCCCCACACCCACAAAUAAAACAAACAAAAAAGAAAACUUACUUAUAAUCCUUUUGAUCUAACAGGUGCAACUGCUCCUAAGAAAUUUGGGGAAUCCAGGGAAAAAAACCCUCCUAAUUCACUAAUUAUUUCUCCUUCCCCCCCCCCCCCACACCCACAAAUAAAACAAACAAAAAAGAAAACUUACUUAUAAUCCUUUUGAUCUAACAGGUGCAACUGCUCCUAAGAAAUUUGGGGAAUUGGCGGGUAUCUUGGCUGAAUGUAACAAGACACCUCCUGCUCUGGUAAGAUAAGCAUAAUGAUGAUGAAGUUCACAAUUUUAAAUCAGAGUUGCCUCAAAAUAUAAAUUUUAUUUGAAUUUUUUUUUAAAUUUAAAAAAUUGGUCAUGGCAGUUUUUUUGAAAUAUGAAGAGAAUGGAAACUUUAUGUGAGUUAAAGUUCACCAACAUUAAUACAGUUGUGAUAUUUGAAAUGAGAUAACAUCACAUUCUCCUAAUAUUGGCUUUUGAUUAUAUUAACAGGACUUGUCUGGGGUCUUUAGCAAUUCAGCCAUAACUUUAUCUAGAAAACUUGAGGUAAGCAUUGCAUUACGGUGACAUAAGUGUGGAUUCUUGUAUUGAAGAGAAGGGGAGGUAAUCUCAAAUAUAUUAGCUCACUAUAGAUUAUUGUAAUUUAAAAGAGCUAAGCUAGAGUGUUCAAGGCAUAUCUUACAAUAUUCUACAGGCUUGCAACACUUCUAUCUGACCUAACAGUUCUAUUUUAUAUUCAUAUUUUAUGGAUGUAGUUUCAGGGAUCUAUUGAAUGGUUCCUCUGUAAAUGACACAUUCAAUAUAUAAUGCAUUCAUUAUAGCUGCAUGUUAAAUUCAUAAAAUAAAAUUGGUCCCAAAUUGGUCUCAUCUGAUCUAUAUGUGUCUUCCUAAAGUUUAUAAAUUUUAUGCUAAGUAUGUAACAAAUGUACAGAAUCAUGACUGCUAAUGUGUGUUAUAUGGGGCUUUUAUUUAAAUACCUGAAGUAAUUAAGAGAAAUUGUUGUUUGUUCAUAAUUUUUUAAAUAUAUCAUCAUUAUUUUUUUAAUUGUGUUUUCUGUUUAACUUCUUUUUUAAAUGCUCCAAAACAUCACAUUAAGUUCAGUUUUUAUUGAAAAUUUUCUUUGAAAGAAACUUUUAACAUAAUUAUAAUGAAAAAUGUGUUAAUUUAAAAUUUUUGAAAUUAUACAAAUUUGCAUUUUGGUUGUUUAUCUAUAUAUUUUAAACAUAUUUUUCUGACAUGUGUCAUGCAGAUAUAUUUAUAAUAAUAUAUGGUUUAUUUUAUAUACUGACAGGAACAUAAAUGGCUAAAAUCUCUUCAGCAAAUUUUUGAUGAAACAAAUCCAGACCAGUUACUAAAAUCAGCUGAAACUAACCUUAAAGAAUACUACAUCAGAAUACCAAAACCUGGUAAUAAAAACUUGAAUUAUAAACACAGUGUUGUUAAUCAGAUAGAAAAUUGAUAUACCAUCAUUUAGUUGACAAAUAAACUUUUUCCUGGUUUUUAACGGGCCAAGAAACUUCACACAGUGAUAUGAUACUUGACCAAGGAGAGUUGAUGUAUUUUGAUCUUGAACUUACAUGACUUCUUAAUCCUAAUAUAAUUGUUAUUUUUUUACGGACGCCUCAUUACAUCACCCUAGAAUGUCAGCAAUGUCUCACCCUGUUCAUUUUGCUCAGAUGUAAUAAACAUUGGCUGUCAGGCUGGUUACAGUAAAAUGAUUACAGGGCUAGACGUCAACAGUGGUUGACAAGUACUGUCUAUUUACCGGUGAUAGUCAAGUGAUGACCAAGACGGAUGUCAACAGAGGGCUGACACGAUGAUGACUGGGACUGAUGAUGACAACUGAUGACAGUAGGGAUGACAUGAAUGGACAUCACACCAAGAUGACAAGCACAGUGCAGUUCUGGUGACAGGGUAGGCAUCAACAACGAGCUGGCAGGAUGAGUGGAACUGGUGAUGACAAUUGAUGCUAAGGGUGAUGACCUGAAUUGACAUAACAUCUUGCUGACAGGCACAGUUUAGUUCUAAUAACGUGGCGGACAUCAACAGCAGGCCAGCAUAAAGAUGAUAGGAACUGGUGACAAAUAAUGGUGUUAGGGGUGAUAAAUUGUAUGAGCGUCAUAGCGACAAUCAAAAUAACCAGUGGUUAAAAAAUUUAAAUGAUUACUUAUUUAGUCAUUACUGUCACUUAGGUAGUUCAUUGAUAGAUGAUUUUUAUGCUAGAGAAAUACUUUAGAUGUCUUGUGUUUAAAUUGUUAUAAUUGUAAAAAAAUUUCUUGGUUAAAAUUUUUAUUUAUUUAUGCGCUGAAAAUGAAUAUGUACAAUUUAAUCCAAAAAAAUUUCCAUUUUUUUGGAUCAAUAAAAGAAUCUAAUGGAUGCAUGAACAUUUUUUAAAAUGAUUUUAUUGGAUUAAUUUAAAUAUUUUUAACAGGUCUCAGAGAUUAGUGUAUUGCCAUGAUUACCAAGUCAUUCAUAGUUUAGAAAUAUACUUUCUGGCCAGGUCAGUUUCAUCAACAGUAUAGAGAAGGUGAAUCUCCCCUUGACAUGCUGCAACAAGCCAUUUACUGUCUGGCUACAGCUCUUAAAUUCAAGCCUAAAGAUGCAGAAAUUCACCUUAAGUUGGCCAUGACCUUAGAAGAGAAAUAUUAUGCAGAGGACAUGUUUGGUUUGAAAAAACUAGUUAGUGGCCAUUUUGCUCCCUAAUUGGAUAAGAAUUAGCUUUAAACAAUAAUAUUUUAAAAAAUAGGAGACAAAAAAGUCUCAUUUGUUUAACUUAUUUUAAUUUUAGCUUAUCAAAAGAUUCCUCACCUCCCUUAUUUCAUUUGCAAAUUUUAUGUCAUAGAGAAUGUUCUCCCUUAAUACAUUGAGCUACUUCUUUCUUUUGCAUUGAGUUCUAAUUUUAUAUUUAUGCAGAAUUUCAAGCACUCUUUUUUAGUAACAUUAUCUACUGAUGAUUUUCAAUAUUCUCAAAAUCUUUCAAUUUUAGAAUGUUAAAAACUGAAAGGAUUUUUAGAGUAGCAACUAUACCACAAAGAUUGUAAUCAUAUCAUCAGACCUAAUAGAUUUAAAAACCAAAUAUAUGCCAUAAAUUUAUUGAAACCAAAUUUCAUAUUAAAUUUACAACAUAAUAUUACUAAUUUAGAAAAAUGUUCCUUUAAGCAAAAUGCUUCCAAAUUCAGAUCAAUCAGAUCAAUAUUUGGCAUUUUAAUUUUGUCAGCAGUACACAUGGAUGUUUUUUUAACUAUUCAUGAUUCUUAUCUCUGUUUAUCAAAGGAGAAAGAAGAAGCUCCUUCUUUAAACCUCCAAGCCAAGGAGAGUUCCAAGGAAGAAGAGGUCAUGGCCAUCUGUAAACUAAAAGGAGUGGAUCCAUCUGCUCCUGUCAGUCAUCACCUAAAGGCCUUGGACAGUGAGUACCACCACCUGAUCAACAAUGGCCAGAGUGCUAAGGCUGACCAUGUCAUGUCUCUCUUUGUCUGGUACAGCAAAAAGGUCUCUCAGGUAAGCCAACACAAAACAAGUUCACAUUUUUCAAAUAACUUUUUUUGAUUGUUUUUUUUUUAGCUCAAAGUAUUAUUUUCUAGUUGCUUUUCAAGACAUAUUUUUGGUACAAAGUCAUAUCAUCUUUGGAUUAGGAAAGAUGUAGAUUUAUAUAUCUAAAUACCUAUAUUGUAAAAUAAAUUAUUAAUAAUUCCUAAUCAGUUAUAUAAUAAAUACAAAUUUCAAGAGACAUAUCCUAGCUUAAAUUAAUUAAGUAUCACAUAAUCCCCCCCCACUCCUGUAAGCAACAGAAUGAGUCUAAUGCUAUAUAGCAGAACUCCGCAUCCAGUGGACUGCUGCGCACUGGUGUGCCGCAAGUAUAUGCUAUGUGUGCCAUGGCAAGAUUCCUCCAGAGGGGAUAAAAAAAACCCUGAAAAUUAUAUUAUAUUAUAUAAAUUAGUUGAUAUAAAAGGGCCAAUGAUUGGUUAAUUAACAGGGUGUCUAACAUUUGAAAUCAAAUAACACAGCACAUCUGCAUGGUUAAAUAUGGCAGGUCACAUCACAAUUUACAAUAUAAAAUUGUCUAAAGCAACUAGUAAAAUGCAUCUCUGUGGCUUAGCCUUUGAUCGCAUGCUUUUCACGCCUGUACUGUGUAAUACUUUAACUUGGUGUUGACUGUUGAUUGCUGGUUGUUUAAUAAUUCUUAGAUCCUCCAUAAAUGGUGUCACACAUUGGAAAGGGGGGGGGGGUCCACAUUUUUGUGGCAAUGUGUGACAAGGGGGGAGGGUUGUUUAAGCAAUGUGACAUGACAUAAAAAAGCAGACUAUUACUUUAAAAAAUUGCACCGAAUAACACUAAACUACGCACAUAUUAACAUUAUUCUUUUCUAAAACAAUUACAAUUCAGAGCAGGAGAAUCGGGAUGUAAUGACAUUGAAAGUUGUGAGAAUUUUUGUCAAAAUGUGGAGAAAGGAGUCAUAGAAUUAGGGCUUUAAUGUGAAGUGGGAUGGAUUGAAAAAUGGUUGACAAGGGAGGGGAAUUAUCAUAGUUAAAUGUUCUAGGGAAGGGAUUAUUAACCUUUUUGAAGUGCUACAUCCCAGAUGGAAUCCUGUACCACAAUGGGAUUCCAUUCCAUAAUGACUUUCUGUUCCAUGAUGGGAUUCCAUUUCCCAGUGGUGGGGUUUGGUUUGAGUGUAUGGUUCCAAAGGGGGCCGUGGCCAAAAAAAAAAGCGUGAGAACCUACACCCUUAAAUGUUUUACACUACUUCAUACAAAAAACAAAGAAAUCUAGUGGCUUGCGUUAAUUUCCCCGUCUAGAAAAUUUUUAAAAAGGAAACGCAAAUUUAAUGUGUUGGAACUUGUAAACAAUGGUAAAAAAGUUUUUUUUCAUGUUUUAAUUUUGGUGUUGCACUGAAAUCUGGUAAGGGUCUAAGUGUGCCAUGAGGGAAAAAGGUUGUAGAGCACUGCUAUAGAAAGUUGUCUAAUCAUCAUGUUUGCAAAUUUUGUAACAAAAUGAAACAAUAAUUAAAUAUUGAUUUCUAAUCAUGAUUGAAAAUAUGUUCAAAUUUUUUUUUUUUUUUCAAGCAUCUAAAAUAAAUGGUGGAACGAGAUUUUUUUAAGCUUUUAAAAAAAAAAGGACAAUUAAAAGGACAUUUCGGCUAAAUGCCUGCUUAAGCAGACAAGACAAAACAAUGAACAACAAAUAAUUAGAAAUUACAAACGUAUUUGUUCGAAGAUCUCAAUGUAGUUCUCUGUCUCUGUUUUAAAUGUCAAUAUUAUGUCUUUAAAUGUUGCUUGGACAUGUGUUUCUCAGGAAGGUGCAGCAGCCCAUAAAGCAGAAGAUCACCAUUCUCCACUUGGUCAGGCCUACCAGAAAUACCUGGACGCCCUAUGUCUUGAUGAAAGUAAGGCUGUCUACAACUUUCACGUGGGCAGGAUGCUGGUCAUUAUGGGUAACUAUGAAGAUGCUAUUAAAAGACUGGAGGCAGCCCUGUGUUGGAACUCUGCUCAUGAAAUGGCCAGGUCAGUAUUCAUAUCACAAGUGUCUUUAGUGCAUGACAUCAAGGUGGCUAUGUGAAUCUGAAGAUUCAUUUAAAUUCUCUGAUUGUCUGCUUUAUUAAGGCGAACAACAUAAAUCUGACAGGAAAUCUAUAUCAUCUUGUGUCACUGUGGACAUUAUCAGUUUACCUUUACAGUCUGCAUAGGUAUCCAUACUCCCCAAAAAACAACUAAUUUGUGAGCUUCAUUUAUAUGCAAUAGCUCUUAUUUCAAAGAAUUGUACAACAGCCCUCAUUUUUAAAAAAUAAAUAUUUGCCCUGAUUUCUAAGAAAUCUUUUUACCUUAUUUCCUAGAAUUCAUUUUACCUUAUUUCUAAGAAUUACAUUUUUCAACCCCCAGGUUUUACUUAGGCCUGGCCAUCAGCCUAAGCAAGGAGGAACGGAAGAAAAGGGGAAAUGAAGCUGUUACUUUUCUUCUGGCUGGAAUGGAACUUUUGUUAACAGAAUUAUCCAAAGAAGCAACCAAAGCUGAUGAAACUGUGUAGGUUAUAUACAAUGUUAAUUUGUACUUUGACAAUAUAACAAUAUUUCAGGAGCAGAUCUUGUCCGCUCCAAGGGAGUUAAGGAGUAAAACAUAUGUAACAGUGAUUGAAAUAUAUUAAAUCCCUUGAAAUUUGGCAUCAAAAUUAUUUUUUUAACUUAACAUAGAACUGGAAACCAUCUUGUGGUUGCUCUACAUUUCGGAUGCUUACUGAAUUAGGGUUUUUAGGAUGCUCUGAGUUCUGACUGGUAUUGCAUUACAUUAUUGAUUUUGUACACUUAUUGGAAGGGUUUUUGAACAGUCACAGGGUAUUCAUGUUAUAAAGGUAAUUAAUUUCCUAUGCUUAUUGAUUUCAUAUACACAUUGCUACAAAAGUAAUUAAUUUCCUAUGGUUAUUGAUUUCAUAAACACAUUGCUACGCUCAUUGACAACUUACAAAGCCAUCAAAAAUAGCAUCAGCACCCUUCACUACCCACUCUAUAUAUAGUCAAUACAACUAAGCAUUGGUGGAUAAAUGGAGCACCAUAAGGAAUUAUUAUUAUAGAUUUUGCACCUCUUCCUGUAUUUUACAUCUCAACAUGGUUGUGUUACCCCAUCCAUCCAUCGAUCCCUGUGGUGCUACAGCCCAUGUGGGGCUUUGCCCUGCCUCACCACUUUCUUCCACUCGGACCUAACUGAUGCUUUUCUUUUGGAUUGCUUGCUACUGUUGAUCUUUUUCCACAUUAUCCAUCCAUUUAUGCGUAGGUCUUUCUUUGAGCCGUUUUCCUCUGGGGUUUUGGUGGUGCACCCUCUUCUUUUCUCUGUCAUUUUGAUUUCUUUCUUAGUGUCCCGCCCAGCGUAGCCUGCCCAUUUUUAUUUCUGCUACUAGUGUUGGAUCCUGAAAUAGACUAUACAAUUCCCGGCUGGUGUGUAUUCUCCAUCUAUUGACAUCCUUUGUUAAUCUGUAUAUUUUCUUGAGAAAAAUGUUCUCUCUUAUGUGUUUAAUAGAUUUUCUGGCAUUUUUGUUAGGUUCCAAGUUUCACUUGCAUAUGUUAUAACUGGUCGGUAUGUUAUAACUGGUUUCAAUACAGUUUUAUAAAUUGUGCUUUUUUAGUAUUUUGUGGUUAUUGAAGUAUGUCCUGUUUCCAGCAAAUAUUCUCUCUUCUAUUUCUGUUAGUAAUUCAUUUCUUUCAUUUAUAAAGGAUCAUUUGAAUUGAUUUACUUUUUCAAAAUUGUGGUUUCUAAUUUUAAUGGUUUCAUCUGUCUUUUCUUCUCUUAACAUAGUCAUGUAUUUAGUUUUUUGGUUAACUUCCAGCCCUGCUUGUUGUAUUGUGUCUUCAACUUCAAUAAAAGAUUUUGAUAUGUCUUUACUACUUUUCCCUAACAAUGCUUUGUCAUCAGCUAUAUGCAAGGUACUGAAGGGAUUGGUUACUGAGAGUGCCUAUUGGUUGUGGGUCUUGGGUCUUCCCUCAAAAAGUAUACUAUUAUUGUUCCUCGGAUGUCAACAUGUAUGCUUCUUAUUACUCUUUCUAAGUUUAGGUUAAAUGGCAUACAAGCCAAUGAGUCUCCUUGUCUUAGGCCUCGUCUAAUCUGAAAUUCCUUUGAAUAUUCUCCCUGAACCUUGAUUUUGCUUUUUUAGUUCUUAUAUGUUUUAUGUAUCAGUCUUGUCAGUUUGUUGGGUACAGAGUAAAUAUUAUCUUUUGAUGCUGUCAUAGGCCAUUUUAUUGUUCACAUAGAACUGAUGUACUGGGAUAAAAUAUUCAUAAUAUUUCUCUAAUAGGCAUCUGAUGAUGAAAAUCUGAUCAGUCGUUGAUCUGUUUUUCCUGAAUCCACAUUGGUAGGCACCUACUAUUUCUUCAGUGUUGGGUUGUAGUCUUUUGGCUGUUAGUUUUGUCAGUAUUUUGUGUGUAACAUUUAUAGGGAAAUUCCUCUGUAGUUUGUGCAUUGAAGUUUGGAAACUUUCUUGUGUAUUGGGGUUAUUAGUUCUUUUUCCCAUUCUGUUGGAAUUUUCUCUUCUUGCCAAAUUUUAAUUUAAUUAAUAAGUUUAUGGGUCUGAGUGUGUAGUUCUCUUCCUCCAUAUUUAAUAAGUUCUGCUGUGAUGAGGUCUUCUCCAGAGGCUUUGUGAUUUUUCAUAGGAUUGAUUAACCUGUGUAGUUUCUUCCAAAGUUUGGGAGUUUAUUAAAGUUCUGGUCCUCCAUGCGGUGAUUGCCACCUCCUAGUACUUUACUAUUUUUCGUAAUCAAGAGAGGGAAACAUUAGAGGAAUGUACAUGAAAAUAAAAGACAAAAAAUAAUGAAUACCAGCCAGACCUCAAAUGUGUGAGAGCAAUGAUGGAGAAUUAAUUACAAUUUUUAAAAAAGUGUGUUGCACCAGCUAGUAUGAAGAUAAAAAUUAUAUAUGAAAAUUUUUAUUUCCAAGCCAAACAACAUUUUACUCUUUGUGCUAGCUCCAUCCUGUUUUGUCACCCCCUGUCUUGUAAGGUCACACUUGAUUUUUGAAAAACUUGUCAUGCUGGGGCAAUUGUAUUGUUUUGGUCCAUAUCACAGCUGUUUUUGUGAUAUAACUUUUACAAUGUGAUGAUUUAAAUUAAUAAGCUGUUUAUCAAGGAUAUCAUUAAAUCUUGUUGUAUAGUAUUACUGUUUCAAUAAUCAAUUUAGAUCUUUUAAAAAUAUAAUAUUUCUAGUGGCAAGUCUUGUCUGAUUGCUGAAAAUCUGGUCAGAUCAAGCAAUGUACAUUUCUUGAGAGGACUGAUCCAACUUGGCACACUGCUUAUUUCUAGCAAUGUGAAAGAUGCCCUGGCACCUUCUGAUGUCUUUCAUACGUAAGUAAAUAAAAAGAACUCACUAAUUCCAGUACAUUAUUUUUAAGACAAUGCAAAAAAAUGUAUUUUCAUUUCUAUUUCUGAAAAAAAGGCAAAAUGCUAACAAAAGCUAAGGAGCAGGAAAAGGGGUGGAAUAUUUCAAGAAGCUUUUAAAAAGAUCCGCUUCUCUCAUACCAGAUUUUCAGAUAGCGCAGAGAGAUCUGAUAUUGACUGCACUUGAUCUGAAGGUGCAAUAAAUGCUAAAAAAAAUUUAAAGCUGCAGGACUGUAUGGAAUACCUGUUGGGGCAAUUAAAGCUGACAUUGAUCUAUCAACCAACAUACUCUACAACAUGAUUGGAAUUAUAUGGGGGAAAACGAGAAAUACAUAAAGCCUGGAGAAAUAGGCAUCUUGUAAAGCUUCCAAAGUAAGGGAAUCUACCAGAUGUUUUGAACAACAGAGGCAUCAUGCUGUUACUUAUCUGGAAAAGUUUUUAGAGCAAAACUGGAAAAAAAAUUCUUUAAAAGCAGAUGAUGGCCAAUCAGGAGACAAACAAGCAGGUUUUAGACAAAAUAAAUCGUCUGGACCCAAUAGCCACUCUUGGAAUUUUAAUUAACAGUUCAAUGAAUGGAGUUCCAGUAUCUUCAUUCAUUUUUAGAUUUUUUUUAAAGCCUUUGAUAUAUUGCAUCACAAUGAUAUCCCUUGAAAAAUAACAGAUAUAAUUAAAAACACUUAUCACAAUAUGAGCUGCAGUGUUAUUCGUGAGGGGAAAUUAACAGAGUCUUUCAGGAUGUCUACUAUCACCAUUUUUCUUAAAGUCAUAGAUUAAAUAAUGAGAAGGACAAGAGCAGGUGGGGAAAUGGAAUACAAUGAGACUUUUUAGCAAUUAGAAGACAUGGAUUUUGCAGAUGACAUCACUCUAUUGUCACAAAGCCGUAAACAAAUUCAAGACAAAACUGCAAAGCUUGAUUCAAUUUCCAGAAAUAUUGGAAUGGCAAUAAAUCAAGACAAAACUAAAAUGAAGAGAAUAGAUUCAAAUAUCACAGGAGUGUAGCAGGAAGAGGGGAAAACAGUAGAUCAUUUUCCCUAUCUAGGAAUUAUAAUUAGUUAAGGAUGGGGUCUAGGAGGCAGAUGUCAAGACAAGAAUAUAGAUGACAAGAGGAGUUGUUAUCUUAUUUGAAAAAUAUUUGAAACUUUAGGCAAAUAAGGAGAAAGAGAAAAAUUAGAAUUUUUAACUAAAACGUUAAGUCUGUCUGCUGUGUGGCUCAGAAACCUGGAGGUAUACCAAGAAAGAUUGGAAAAGUCUGCAAACCUUUGUGAAUAGUUGCCUUUUUAAAAUCCUCAACAUCAAGUGGUUCCACAAAAUCCCAAACAGCCUAAAUCUUAGUGGAGCAAGAAAUCUGGAAAAGUAGGUACAGAUGGAUAGGUCAUACCAUGAGAAAACCCAUGCUAAAUAUAGCAAGUCAAGCACUGGCACAGAACUCACAAGGAUCAAGAGGACAAGGAGGACCAAAAAACACUCAGAGAAGAGAUUUCAAUGUAGAUGUAACAAGGACUGGAAAGAGUUGGAAAGAUUUAGAGAGGAUAGCUAGAGACCAGAAGGCUUGGGAAUAAAUGUUUAAUGGCCUAUGCUCCACUGAGAGUUGAAAAGGCAAAGAAGAUGAAGAACUCUGAAUUGUUUUGUUUUUUACUUUGAGAAAUAUAUCUGAUAUAUUUGGUUGCUGUGUACAGUGCUAAAUGAAAUAUCAUUUCUUUAAAAAUGUUUUCACAUCUAACCUUAAAACCAUGUCAGUGUUACAAGCUGAUAGCCUUUUAGUAGUAGUAUGAGUUAAUAGGUCAUGUUUUAAAAUAAUGAUAAAAAUAUUUUUUCUUCACCAAACUGAUUGAUGACAUAUCAGCUUUCAGAUUGAUGAUAUACUAGCUUUCAGAUUGCUGAUAUAUCAGUUUCAUAUUGGUGAUAUAUCUAUCAGUGAUGUUCAAAAUAUAUAGAAAAUAAAAAAGUCAAUGCAUGAAAACAAUGUUGGGGUUGGUUCUGGUUCUGGUAGUGUUUGUUGCUGCAUCCAUGUACUGGCAUCUGUGCAACGGUUGGGAGUAUGAUGUUGCUAUUCUAACAGCUCCUGGCUGAUGCCAGGGCAGCCUUGAAGCUUUCGACCGACGUCGAGUUCACAGUGGCAUUGUCCAGGUGGUUCCAUGCUAUUAUUGUGCGUGGGAAGAAAGAUUGUUUAUACUACACUGUGUUGCCCUGAGGCUCUUUGAAGCAUUUGAUAUUGUUUCGGGUGUAAUUGUUUAUGGGAUUGUCAGUGGUGAAGUCAGUGUUCAGUGAGCAUUUUGCUCUGAUCAGUCUACCCGGCUUCUGUGGGCUUCUGUACAUGUCUGCUGGGAUGGCCAGCACCAGUCCCAUGACCACUUUAUAUAAGAAUAUCAGGCGGAGUCCCUCUCAUCUGUCUUUAAAGGGGUGGGGGGGGGGGAAUGUCAAAUCUUUUUAAGAGGCCAGUGACGAAGCCAGAAGUGGUGAUUGUGGUGAUAAAAUGCACCGCGCUACGUUGAAUUCGCUCUAUCUUGUCCACGUCUUGCUUAAGGUGUGGGUACCAGAUGAUCACACCAUAUUCUAGUAGUGGACGGACGAGUGCGAGAUAGGCAUUUCGUUGCAGGAAGUUGGGCAGUGGCGCAGAUUUCUGCUGAUGAAACCUAGGGUGGAGUUGGCUUUUUUUGAAAUUUUGUUUAUAUGGGGUGUCAUUUUAGUUUAUUUGAGUAGAAAAUUCCAAGGUAUGGAUUAUUUGCUACUUGUUGGAGAAUUGUCUCGUUUAGUGAGUACAUAUAGGUUGAUGGUUUUUUCCUUGAGAUGGUCAUUGUGUAGCAUUUGGUUUCAUUAAAUUUCAUGCCCCAUUUGUCCGCCCAAUUCAUAAGGCUCUUCAAAUCUUUUUUGGAGGUGGUUGUGGUCAUCGUAGCCAUUUAUCUCCCUGUAGACAAGACAGUCAUCUGCAAAUAGCCUCACUUUAGAUUUUACUCUAUCGGGGAGGUCAUUUAUGUGACACAAGAAGAGAAGGGGGCCCAGCACUGUGCCUUGUGCAACUCCUGAGUCUACUGUGGCUUUCCCUGAUUGGACGCCAUCUACCACUACUUGGGGUGAAAGAUAGUAAGAAGUCAUUGGGUUCCCCUUAUUUUAUUUUUAAAAAUUUUUAUUCAGAGCAGCUUUGCUGGCCUCACAAGUCUUGCCAAAAAUCUGCCGUGGUGACCUGUACAAACAGAUUGAAUGGGUCUUAGUGGAUGCUCACACACAAUUAUUGGAGCUGCUCACCCAACAGCAGACAGGAAAGGAAGAUUUCAUUGCUGCACGAUGUCAGAGAUUAUCUGCUCUUAUAUUCAACUCAUCAAUAUCUGGAAAUUCUAAACUGCUUGAACUACAAGAGAGGGUAAAUUUUUAGUAUUAAGAUAAUUUAUAGUUGGACAGCUAAUUCAUAUUCCACUGCAGAUCUCCUAUAUUUAAACCCUUUAAAGAUUUAAGACCUUAUUAUUGAACUCUUGAUGGGUAAAAUUCUUGCUCGGUUCAAGGCGGAAAAGUGGGCUAUGUUAUUAAGUUCAUGGUUUGAAAAUUGGACAUAUGCAUAAACACUUUGGAUUAUUUUAUUUAUAGGUUGCACAUUCUCUCUCAAUGCUAUUUGGUAAAUCUUUCAGCUAUUUAAGAAAGAUUUAAAACUAGGAAUAAGAGCCCAACAACCAUUAGAAACAUGUAUAGAAAGUUUGCUGAGAUUCUGUGAGGAAAUUUCUAGUACAGUAUACAAUCAUAGAAUAGAUUUUUAUAUAGCCAUAAGUUGUACAUUUUAAAGUUAACAUCUUUAGUCAUUUAUGCUUGGUCAUUUUUCCUCUAUUAUUUUGUUGUCAAAGAUUCAAAAAACAAAAAUCACAUAAAAUGUCUGCCUGGACAGGUUUUCAUUGCGUUAAGACUGCACUCAUCAUUCAGUUUAUAUACUUUCUAUGUUCAGGUUUGAUAUCAUUUCAUGGACAGGUUUUCAUUGCUUUAAAACUGCACUCAUCUUUCAGUUUAUAUAUUUUCUAUGUUCAGGUUUGAUAUCAUUUCAUGGACAGGUUUCCAUUGCUUGAAGACUGCACUCAUCAUUCAGUUUAUAUACUUUCUAUGUUCAGGUUUGAUAUCAUUUCAUGGACAGGUUUUCAUUGCUUUAAGACUGCACUCAUCUUUCAGUUUAUAUAUUUUCUAUGUUCAGGUUUGAUAUCAUUUCAGACAUGUCAGAAGCUGGUGAGAAUCCAACCAUGUGUUAGUUACUCCUUGUUUCUGCUGGGCUCUGCUCAGUAUGCUCUGUAUGAGAACACUCCAGAUGGUGACUCAGCAAAGCAGCUACUACAAGAUGCACAGGCUUCAUUCAGAGCCAGUAUAGAACUGGAGGGAAAGCCAAGCAUUGGGGAAGCUCCCAAGCUGGUCACUGGUGAGUCAAUGGCUUUAAAUCUUUUUUCCUGUUCAUUAAUUUUCAACCUCAAAGCAGCUCUCUGUUGGAACCAUCUGUGUUUGGGAUUAGAUGUGCUGUUUAGUACCCCAGUUUAUUAAGAAUUCCUCAUCAUCUGUGUAGUGCCCCAGUUUAUUAAGAAUUCCUUAUCAUCUGUGUAGUUCCCCAGUUUAUUAAGAAUUCCUUAUCCUCUGUGUAGUGCCCCAGUUUAUUAAGAAUUCCUUAUCAUCUGUGUAGUGCUCAAGUUUAUUAAGAAUUCCUUAUCAUCUGUGUAGUGCCCCAGUUUAUUAAGAAUUCCUUAUCAUAUGUGUAGUACACAAGUUUUAUUGAAACUUCUUUGAUUGAUGAUGGCUGGGUAGUGACUCCAUUCCAUUAGUGGCCAAUUUCAUCUCCAUUUAGUUUUCAGAAGAUGUGCUACUUAAAUGCUAUUCAUUUUGAAACACUCAAACAUUAUUUAUAUUUUAGACAUGAUAAAUUCUAUUUUAAGUUAAGCAAUAGGCAAAUAACCCUUUUGUGCCACAAAAAAUAGAUAAUAUAGCAACAACAAAGUUAUAUUAAUACAAACUGUUUAAUUUUGUUAUGGUGUUUUUAUUCACAGAGCAGAAGUGGUGGUCAGAAAUAAAAAAGAAAAAUGGCACUGAAAAGAAAGCAACAGCAGCUACAACAUCCACUCCAGCAACUGUUCCAUCAUCCACAAAGCCAGCUGUUAGAGGGGGUGCUGCAGCAGCAGGUCGAGGUGCAGGCACACAGGUUCAGGGAGAUAAGUCCAAACACUGUGUUCCAGAAAAAAAUAAAAGGCACAAGUCAAUCUUUCCUAAUGUUUUCUAGAUGUUGAGUCUAGAUCUUUUACUCUUAUCUAUUUUUCCAUCCCUGUAAAAUUGGUUUACUAUAUUGUUUUUCUAACCCACUAGAUUAAGUCUUGUUAUCAUAUUUCUAUCUUGUUUCUAUCCAAGUAGAUUUCUAUCUUUUUUUUUUAUCCUGUAUAUUUCUCUCUUGUUUAUGUCACAGUCAUUUCUUAGCAUGCCUCGCAAAUGAUUUAGAUCUUCCAGUAACAAAGUUAAUAGAAAAUUUUUACCUUAUUUAAUCAUUUUGUUUAUUUUGAUUAAAUUUUUUUUCCCAAGUUUUUUUUUACUCAGAAUUUAUUAGAUUCUUUUAAUAUCAAUUAUUUAAAAGAAAUACUUCAUAUUUAAAAUAUGGUCUGAUUUAGCACACACUUAUGUGAUGCUUAUCAAAUGGUUUAAUUUUUCUUAUUUCCUUAAAGUUGAGAACAAUAUUACUUAAAAUUAAUAAAAUAUUUAGUAUCAUAUUUGUAUUUCCUUUUCCAUCUUUACUACUAACAUAAAUCUUAAAUCCAAUCUUAAACAUCAGUAUUGUAAAAUAGAUAGAAUGUGUAACUUCUGAGAUGGUCUUAAAUAUUUUAAGGCAAAAACAUUUAUCAAGGAGCCUAAAGCUGAAAUAUUUUGAUUAAUUUGUAUUUUUCUCAUGUAAAAAAUAUUUCUUUAAAAUCCUAGUUAAUAGAGGGCAGUAACUCUUAAAUUAUAUUGCCUUAAGAAUUAACAUAUUGUGCAUCCUUUAUUUUCAAUUGUUAUCAAGAAAAAUAUUGAUCCAAAAAAAAAUCUAAAAUAAGUGUACUGAUUAGUUAUUAACAUUAACUUUUUUAAGACCAGCAGUUAGGGGUGGUGCCACAGCCAGAGGGGCUCCAGCCCAGCGUGGUGGUGCUAGGGUAAGCUACUUUCAAAUUUAAUAUUUGCCUUAAUUUAAGUAGGCUACUUGUGUUUUUAGCAUUAAAAAAACUGACUGUUGUACCAUAGUCAAUUCAUGAGUUUGAUGGUUGGAUAAACUAUUAUAUUGGUGAUCUUCAGGGUGGGAAGGUACAGGUAGCUCCUACAGCUGCUAAAGAAGAUCCUCAGACUUCAGCCAACCAACGUGAGUUAUUUUGUUUUCAGUUCUCAGGAAUUUUCAACUCAUAUUUUAUAUAAGUGCAAACAUAUUUUUCCUACUUUGUGGCCCGCGAAUUAACGAAAUAAUAUUUAUUCUUAUUCUUUUCUUAAUAGCUUUCUCCAUGACAUUUUUUUUUUUGGCCCGCACAAGUCCUGUCUUAUUUUUGUUUGGCCCGCACACGUUUUUCACUAAGUAUUACGACCCGCCUUACAUUUUGAGUUGUGCAGGCCUGCUGUAAUGUAUAUAUUAAUUUUAUUUAGAACUUAAAAUGGAAGAUAGUUCUUUAUUUUUGUAAGUGAUGAUAUAUUCUUAGAAUACUUUUCCCAAAAUGCCAUGGUUGAUAAAAAUGAAGCCUUAUAAUCUUUGAUAACCCAUUGUGACAGAACCAGAAAAGGAUGAAAAGAAUGAUGCUCCAAAGAUUGUGAUAAAAAAUGUGGAGUCAUACCAAGCUCGCCUUGGCCUGGCUAGAGCACUACGAGCUGCUGAUGAUCCUAAUGAGGCCAAGAAAUAUUAUGCAGAGGUUAUAGAUAUGGCUCCUGAGGUAAAAAUAGAAAUAAUAUUUGAUUUUUAUCAUGAACAAUUAAUAAUUUUUGUUUAAAACUUAAAAACAGCUUUAAUAUUUUCCAAACAAAACAGAGUCCAAAUAAAAAUGUAAUCAUUUUAAUUUAAUAUCCUGUAUGUAACCUAUGUAGUUAUUGUAACCUGAGUGCGUUGCAUGCACUGUUAUUAAAUAUCAAAUCUUUCAAUGUCAACACCGUAUUUUCUUCACUCACAAUAAAUACUGAUUAGUCCAUGUUUUACAGUCAUCACUUUAUUGAUACACAAAAUCAUCACAAAUCACAAUACAAUAUUCCUUGUAAUUUAAUAAUUAUUCUUUUGGUAAUAAUCACACACAAUUAAUGAUAUUAUUGAUACAUAUGAAAAGUACACUUAAUACAUUCUGACUCUUAGAUCUAUCUUUUUCUCUCUUUUUUCACACAAGGCUGAUCCACCCUCAUGUCUUUAUUUCUCAUGAAAAAUCUCGAUUUAUCUUGAACCUAAUAAAUGAUCCACAUAACGAGAUUUUACACUAUAUUUUUAGCCCAAAUUUUUUUUUAAAAAUAAUUAUUUUAAUAAAUAUCCUCCAUUAAGAUCCAUGAUGCUUACAUUGAAAGUGCUGAAAUGCUAGCCAAAUCCAGCCCUCUUGAAGCUGUAGAUGUCUAUGCCAGAUUCCCAAUCUCUGCUAAUCCAUCAUUUGAUGAUGCUUAUAUUUUUGGUGAAAUUGUUGGCAUUUUAAUGAAAAAUGAAAAAUUUGAUGAUGAAAGACUAGCCAAAAACAUGAUUGCUUAUGGGAAAGUACUAGGAGUAGGUAAGAAUGAAAAGUUUUUAAAAACAUUGAAAUCCUUAUGAUGAAAAUAUUUGUAGUUGUCAUUUUAUGAAGGGAUAAAAUCAUUAUAAAAAUGAGUGCUCAUAACAAAAUGGUGUCAUUAAUUAUAAUUUCAAAUGAGAAUAAGCUAAUAAUCUUGAGAUUUACUUAAGUCAAUUUUAGAGAAAAAUAUUCAUUAUAAUGCAGCACAACAUUGGUAUGGAUAAUUUCAUUUUAUAGUUUUUUUAUUUUUAGGAGUCUUAGACAGAUACACCAAAAUUCUAGAGCAAAAAAAUAAGAAUGCUGUCUUGAGGAAAGUAUAUGCAGGCAUCAACAAUAAACCAGUGGAUGAUCCAGACAUGCAAGCAUUUUUCAAAUUCAAGUUUUGGAUUUAA
Messenger RNA from Lymnaea stagnalis (great pond snail), 21500 nucleotides. NCBI's taxonomy places the organism in Eukaryota, Metazoa, Mollusca, Gastropoda, Lymnaeidae. The record is from the annotation of a GenBank genome assembly.